CCUCCGAGGCUGAAGGUGACAGUGGGAGGGUGAAGCGGCGGCGGCGGAUCAAGGCCCGCCUGGAGCCGCCCUCCUCUUCCUCCUCCUCUUCCUCUUCCUCCUCCUCCCGGUCCUCCUCGGCGAGCAGGAUGCUGGCGGCGCGGCGUUUGGCUCGGGGGUCGCUCCCCGGGGGCGCCGCCCGGGGCUUCUCGGCCCAGGCGACCCCGCAGGCUGCUCCCAAGAAGACGACAUUUGGGUCGCUGAAGGACGAGGACCGCAUCUUCACCAAUCUCUACGGCCGCCACGACUGGAGGCUUAAAGGGGCGCUGAAGCGCGGCGACUGGUACAAGACCAAGGAGAUCCUGCUGAAGGGGCCGGACUGGAUCCUGGGGGAGGUCAAGGCCUCCGGCCUGCGGGGCCGCGGAGGGGCCGGCUUCCCCACGGGCCUCAAGUGGAGCUUCAUGAACAAGCCUUCGGACGGCAGACCCAAAUACCUGGUGGUGAACGCGGAUGAGGGGGAACCGGGCACCUGUAAGGACCGCGAGAUCAUGCGCCACGACCCCCACAAGCUGGUGGAGGGCUGCCUGGUCGGGGGCCGGGCUAUGGGGGCCCGCGCUGCCUACAUCUACAUCCGCGGGGAGUUCUACAACGAGGCCUCCAACCUGCAGGUGGCCAUCCGCGAAGCGUACGAGGCCGGGCUGCUGGGCCGAGACGCGUGCGGCUCGGGCUACGACUUCGACGUGUUCGUGGUGCGCGGCGCCGGGGCCUACAUCUGCGGCGAGGAGACGGCCCUCAUCGAGUCCAUCGAGGGGAAGCAGGGCAAACCCCGGCUCAAGCCACCCUUCCCCGCCGACGUGGGUGUGUUCGGCUGCCCCACCACGGUGGCCAACGUGGAGACCGUGGCCGUGUCCCCCACCAUCUGCCGCCGGGGAGGGGCCUGGUUCGCCGGCUUCGGCCGGGAGCGCAACUCCGGCACCAAACUCUUCAACAUCUCGGGCCACGUACGCCACCCGUGCACCGUCGAGGAAGAGAUGUCCGUGCCCCUCAAGGAGCUCAUCGAGAAACACGCUGGUGGGGUGACGGGCGGCUGGGACAACCUGCUGGCGGUCAUCCCCGGCGGCUCCUCCACCCCGCUGAUCCCCAAGUCCGUGUGCGAGACGGUGCUGAUGGACUUCGAUGGGCUGGUGCAGGCGCAGACCGGGCUGGGCACGGCCGCCGUCAUCGUCAUGGACCGAUCGACGGACAUCGUGAAGGCCAUCGCCCGUCUGAUUGAGUUCUACAAGCACGAGAGCUGUGGGCAGUGCACGCCUUGCCGUGAGGGUGUGGACUGGAUGAACAAGGUGAUGUGGCGCUUCGUGAAGGGGGAGGCCCGGGCGGCGGAGAUCGACGCGCUGUGGGAGAUCAGCAAGCAGAUCGAGGGUCACACCAUCUGCGCCCUGGGCGACGGCGCCGCCUGGCCUGUCCAGGGCCUGAUUCGCCAUUUCCGGCCGGAGCUGGAGCAGCGAUUCCAACGCUUCGAGGAGCAGCACGGCACCCGCCAGGCCGCUGCCUGACACCCCUCCACCCCACCAGAUACACACACUCCCCCUCCCCGGGUUCUCCUGCGAGUAAAGUUACUGCCGUCCGGCCCGUUGUCAACUGUUUCCGCCGUGUGUCCACGUCCCGUCGCCACCGCGGCCGUGGCUCUGGUGGGAUCCUGCUCUGAUUUCCCCGGGGCUGGUUCUGCCCAUUGAGUACGCAGGCCCCCCACCCCGGCACACGCUCCUACCCUGGGAGCAGCGGGGAGGCCCCUUGGGGUUAGGAAAUACCUCCGGAAGCUGCCAUGCUUCCUUCUCCUCUCUGGGAAAGGGUGCCGCUCCCCUCACCUUGCCCCUCCCAGGCGGGCAGGCGGACAGACUGGCUCAGAGACUGCCACACUGGGUCCGUGCUAAGGUAGGGGAGUGGGGAUGAUGAUAAUAAAAAUAAUAACGAUGAC
Messenger RNA from Ornithorhynchus anatinus (platypus), 1954 nucleotides. It is a transcript of the gene NDUFV1, whose product is annotated as NADH:ubiquinone oxidoreductase core subunit V1. The transcript is spliced from 10 exons. Lineage: Eukaryota; Metazoa; Chordata; Mammalia; Monotremata; Ornithorhynchidae. Gene Ontology annotation, molecular function: 4 iron, 4 sulfur cluster binding; NADH dehydrogenase (ubiquinone) activity; NAD binding. The record is from RefSeq and is a predicted model, not a curated record. Gene Ontology annotation, biological process: mitochondrial electron transport, NADH to ubiquinone. The coding region runs from base 129 to 1532 and encodes 467 amino acids.